UCCCUAGAAGGGUACCAUUGAUUGUCUUUGGUGCUGGAAUGUUUGGAAAAGAUGUAGUAAAAUUGAAAGGGCAAAGAUGUGGUGUUGUCGGUAAACUUUUUGCAACUCUGAAGAAACGUGAAGCUGAAGGUCAAUUGAUUGUUGUCACAAUCGAUGAAUUCAAAACCUCUAAAACAUGCAGCCUCUGUUUCUAUGAUGAUAUGCAAAUUGUUAAUACCCCUGGAUUCAAGGGUACCGGCGUUCUUCAUUGCAAGCAAUGUCUAAAGCUAUGGCAGAGAGACAUUAACGCCGCUAUCAACAUGAUGACU
This is a messenger RNA of Mycotypha africana, 308 nucleotides long. RefSeq lists its product as uncharacterized. The record is from RefSeq and is a predicted model, not a curated record. The transcript has a single exon. The annotation marks the transcript as partial. NCBI's taxonomy places the organism in Eukaryota, Fungi, Mucoromycota, Mucoromycetes, Mucorales, Mycotyphaceae.